Cynocephalus volans (Philippine flying lemur) is the source of this 2235-nucleotide messenger RNA. It is a transcript of the gene RFX4, whose product is annotated as regulatory factor X4. The record is from RefSeq and is a predicted model, not a curated record. Bases 1 to 2235 code for a protein of 744 amino acids. Lineage: Eukaryota; Metazoa; Chordata; Mammalia; Dermoptera; Cynocephalidae. Gene Ontology annotation, biological process: regulation of transcription by RNA polymerase II. The transcript is spliced from 18 exons. Gene Ontology annotation, molecular function: DNA-binding transcription factor activity, RNA polymerase II-specific; RNA polymerase II cis-regulatory region sequence-specific DNA binding.
AUGAUCAGGAGGCAAGCCCAACCCGUUGCCGGAGGCGACAGAAGCAGCCUGUGGUGUCGCAGUUCCACUGAGAGCUGGAUUGAAAGAUGUCUCAAUGAAAGUGAAAACAAACGUUAUUCCAGCCACACAUCUCUGGGGAAUGUUUCUAAUGAUGAAAAUGAGGAAAAAGAAAAUAAUAGAGCAUCCAAGCCCCACUCCACUCCUGCUACUCUGCAAUGGCUGGAGGAGAACUAUGAGAUUGCAGAAGGGGUCUGCAUACCUCGCAGUGCCCUCUACAUGCACUACCUGGACUUCUGUGAGAAGAACGAUACCCAGCCUGUCAAUGCUGCCAGCUUUGGAAAGAUCAUAAGGCAGCAGUUUCCUCAGCUAACCACCAGAAGACUCGGGACCCGAGGACAGUCAAAGUACCAUUACUACGGCAUUGCAGUGAAGGAAAGCUCCCAAUAUUAUGAUGUGAUGUAUUCCAAGAAAGGAGCUGCCUGGGUGAGCGAGACAGGCAAGAAAGAAGUGAGUAAACAGACAGUGGCAUAUUCACCCCGGUCCAAACUUGGGACGUUGCUGCCAGAGUUCCCAAAUGUCAAAGACCUGAAUCUGCCAGCCAGCCUGCCUGAGGAGAAGGUUUCUACCUUUAUUAUGAUGUACAGAACACACUGCCAGAGAAUACUGGACACUGUAAUAAGAGCCAACUUUGACGAGGUUCAAAGUUUCCUUCUGCACUUUUGGCAAGGAAUGCCGCCCCACAUGCUGCCCGUGCUGGGCUCCUCUACGGUGGUGAACAUCGUCGGUGUGUGUGACUCCAUCCUCUACAAAGCGAUCUCCGGGGUGCUCAUGCCCACCGUGCUGCAGGCUCUCCCUGACAGCUUAACUCAGGUGAUUCGGAAGUUUGCCAAGCAGCUGGAUGAGUGGCUAAAAGUGGCUCUCCACGACCUCCCAGAAAAUCUGCGAAACAUCAAGUUUGAAUUGUCGAGAAGGUUUUCCCAAAUUCUGAGACGGCAAACAUCACUAAAUCAUCUUUGCCAGGCAUCUCGAACAGUGAUCCACAGUGCAGACAUCACGUUCCAAAUGCUGGAAGACUGGAGGAACGUGGACCUGAACAGCAUCACCAAGCAAACCCUUUACACCAUGGAAGACUCUCGAGACGAACACCGGAAACUCAUCAUCCAGUUAUAUCAGGAAUUUGACCAUCUCUUGGAGGAGCAGUCUCCCAUUGAGUCCUACAUCGAGUGGCUGGACACCAUGGUGGACCGAUGUGUUGUGAAGGUGGCUGCCAAGAGACAAGGGUCCCUGAAGAAAGUGGCGCAGCAAUUCCUCUUGAUGUGGUCCUGUUUUGGCACAAGGGUGAUCCGGGACAUGACCUUGCACAGUGCCCCCAGCUUUGGGUCUUUUCAUUUAAUUCACUUGAUGUUCGAUGACUACGUGCUCUACCUGUUAGAAUCCCUGCACUGUCAGGAGCGGGCCAAUGAGCUCAUGCGAGCCAUGAAAGGAGAAGGAAGCACUGCAGAAGUCCGAGAAGAGAUCAUCUCGACAGAGGCAGCCCCACCAACCCCUUCACCAGUGCCAUCAUUUUCUCCAGCAAAGUCUGCCACAUCCGUGGAAGUGCCACCACCCUCAUCCCCCGUCAGCAAUCCGUCUCCCGAAUACACCAGCCUCAGCACUACAGGAGCGAUGCAGUCAUACACGUGGUCUCUAACAUACACGGUGACGACAGCUGCUGGGUCCCCAGCUGAAAACUCCCAACAGCUGCCCUGUAUGAGAAGCACUCACGUGCCGUCUUCCUCCGUCACACACAGGAUACCAGUUUAUCCCCACAGAGAGGAACAUGGGUACACAGGCAGCUAUAACUAUGGAAGCUAUGGCAACCAGCAUCCUCAUCCAAUGCAGGGCCAGUACCCGGCUCUUCCUCAUGACACAGCUAUCUCUGGGCCACUCCACUACUCCCCGUACCACAGGAGCUCUGCACAGUACCCUUUUAAUAGCCCCACUUCCCGGAUGGAACCUUGCUUGAUGAGCAGUACUCCCAGACUGCAUCCUACCCCAGUCACUCCCCGAUGGCCAGAGGUGCCCACAGCCAACACGUGCUACACAAGCCCAUCUGUGCAUUCCACGAGGUAUGGAAACUCUAGUGACAUGUACACACCCCUGACCACGCGCAGGAAUUCUGAGUAUGAGCACAUGCAACACUUUCCUGGUUUUGCUUACAUCAACGGAGAGGCCUCCACAGGAUGGGCUAAGUGA